GUUGAACUUGCAAAAAUGUUGUUGCAUGAGGGACAGAGUCAUCUUUUUGAUCAUUGGCCAGACCUAGGUGUUGAUGAUGACAAAAAGAAGGGUUUCUUCAAACAGGUUUCUCUUCUUAAUUCAAGCUAUCCUGGUGGUUUGGUACAAUACAUUCAAAAUGCAAGAAAGCUACUAGCAGAUUCAAAGGCUGGGAAAAAUCCAUAUGAUGGUUUCACUCCUUCUGUUCCUUCUGGAGAGGUCCUUACAUUUGGUGAUGACAACUUUAUCAUGUUGGAAGAUGCUGGUGUUAGAGAGGUACACAAGGCUGCAUUUGUCCUUGUUGCAGGUGGGCUAGGGGAACGCCUUGGAUACAAGGGAAUAAAGUUGGCUCUUCCUUCAGAAAUUACUACAGGCAGAUGCUUUCUCGAACAUUAUAUAGAGUCUAUCCUGGCUCUACAGGAGGCUAAUUGUAAAUUGGCACUAGGUCAAUGCCAAGCUGAGAUUCCUUUGGUGAUAAUGACAUCAGAUGACACUCAUGCACCAACUGUAAAGCUUUUGGAAUCAAAUUCUUAUUUUGGAAUGAAGCCUUCACAAGUGAAACUUCUUAAACAGGAAAAAGUGGCAUGCUUAGAUGAUAAUGAUGCAAGGCUUGCAUUAGAUUCAAAAGAUAAAUACAAAAUUCAGACGAAGCCUCAUGGCCAUGGCGAUGUACAUGCACUUCUUUAUUCCAGUGGUCUGCUUAAUGAAUGGCAGAAUGCAGGUCGAAGGUGGGUUUUGUUUUUUCAGGACACCAAUGGAUUACUCUUUAAGGCAAUACCAGCUGCAUUGGGUGUAAGUUCCACCAAGGGGUACCAUGUUAAUUCUCUUGCUGUUCCUCGGAAAGCAAAAGAAGCUAUUGGAGGAAUAACCAAGCUUACGCAUAGUGAUGGGAGGACCAUGGUUAUCAAUGUGGAGUACAAUCAACUUGACCCAUUACUCCGAGCAACUGGGCAUGCUGAUGGAGAUGUGAAUUGUGAAACAGGCUUUUCUCCCUUCCCUGGGAACAUAAAUCAGCUGAUUUUGGAACUUGGACCGUACGUUGAGGAGCUUACAAAAACACAAGGUGCCAUUGCAGAGUUUGUUAACCCUAAAUACAAGGAUUCUAGCAAGACAGCAUUUAAAUCCUCAACUCGAUUGGAAUGUAUGAUGCAAGAUUAUCCAAAAACACUACCACCAUCAGCAAAAGUUGGAUUUACAGUAAUGGAUACAUGGCUUGCAUAUGCACCUGUGAAGAAUAACCCUGAAGAUGCUGCUAAGGUACCGAAGGGAAAUCCUUAUCACAGUGCAACUUCUGGAGAAAUGGCUAUAUAUAGGGCAAAUAGCCUAAUUUUGAGAAAGGCUGGCGUUCAGAUAGCAGACCCUAUGAUUGAUGUAUUCAAUGGACAAGAGGUGGAAGUUUGGCCACGCAUUACAUGGAGGCCUAAGUGGGCACUAACAUAUGCAGAUGUGAAGAGAAAGGUUAGCGUGGGAUGCUCCAUAUCCUGGAAAUCUACCAUGGUCAUCAAUGGCAAAAAUGUCUUCCUUGAUGGUCUUUCUUUGGAUGGUACUCUUGUUGUGAAUGCCAUUGAUGAAGCUGAGGUGAAAGUGACUGGCCAUAUUCAAAACAAUGGCUGGACGCUCAAGCACAUCGAUUACAAGGACAGUUCCAUCCCUGAGGAAAUACGAAUUAGAGGUUUUAAAAUCGAGAAGGCUGAACAGCUAGAGAUCAACUAUGGUGAGGCUGGGAAGUUCUGCUACACUUCAUGAAUGAGUAUUUCAUAAUGCCAGAAGGCAACAAACUUGUUUCUUAUUAAGAAUUUGGUUUUUUUUUGUCUGUUAUUAUUAUGGCAAAAUAAGUGGAUUAAUCUUAUUGGGGCUUUGAAUAUUUUUUCUUACCUUAAGAAUAAGUUGUGAAUAGCUCUUCUAUUGCAUUUAUGCUCUGCAGAACAAGUUGUAUAAUCGCUUGCUCCUAAAAAGGCUCUUUGUUUUGUUCCAGGAAGUGUAUGCACACAACAUUGAAAAUAAUAAAUUAUGCCUAUCAGGAUCUCAAUGGU
Elaeis guineensis (African oil palm) is the source of this 2051-nucleotide messenger RNA. The record is from RefSeq and is a predicted model, not a curated record. NCBI's taxonomy places the organism in Eukaryota, Viridiplantae, Streptophyta, Magnoliopsida, Arecales, Arecaceae.